Toxotes jaculatrix (banded archerfish) is the source of this 2782-nucleotide messenger RNA. RefSeq names its product DNA ligase 1. Lineage: Eukaryota; Metazoa; Chordata; Actinopteri; Toxotidae. The transcript has 6 exons. The record is from RefSeq and is a predicted model, not a curated record. Bases 54 to 1370 code for a protein of 438 amino acids.
CCAGCCCGUUAUUUCAAGGUUAUCUCCUGCAGGAGCCUGACUUUCCGGAGCCUAUGGGGAUUCUGAUAGCCGCAGUUUUUCUCUGGGCAGCCGUCGGAGUGGGAAGCCGGCCAGUAACCUCUCCCCUUAAUGAUGCAAAGGUUGAAUGUAUUAUUCAGGAGACGCUGAAUGAAGACGGGUCACAACAUGAGUGUGGCCCACAGCUGGCAGAGGAACUCGAUGAAGUGCAGAGACAUCAGGGUCUGCUCAGGGAGCUGCAGAAGUUGGCUGAUGAUGAAAGAGAAGGGGAGCAUGAGGACGACACAGAGAAGGAGCGCUAUGAGUACAACUUAGCUGACGACGAGAGCGACUUCGAGCAGAGGGAUGAGGAGGAGAAGGAGGAGAGAGACGUGACCAACCUUGUGAAAAAGACAGAGGAAAAGACGGAAGACAAGACAGAGGAAGAUGACACCAAAGAGAAGAUGGAGAAGCCACGACUCGAAGACAAAGGAAGCAAGGACGAAGAGGAGAGAGCCAAGGAGCUUGAGGAGCUGCUGGCCGAAGAGAUCACCAAGAAAGGGAAGGAGGAGAGGAAUGACGAAGAGCUCAAAGAACUGCUGAAAGAGUUGAAAAAGAAGCGAUAUGAGGUGGUGAAGGAGAGGAAGAUCCAGAAAGGCUCUGGAACAGAGCAGGAGGAGGUGGAGGAUAAGCAGGAAAAGGAGAGCAAAGGGAAUAAAGGAGAAACAGUGGAGGACUUGGAGAAGCAGAGGAUCGAGGAGAGGAGGAAGAACGAGGUGGAACUGAUGGUGGAGAAAGAGAAGGUGGAGAAGGAGCUAAAGGAGCUUCUCAAAGAGCAGGACAGCAAGAACAAGCCACAGCAGGAGAGGCGGAGGAAGGAGAAGCAGGAGGAGCUGGAUGAACUUGUGAGGAAGAUGAAGCGGGUGCAGGAGGAGGAGGAGGAGCAGGAGACGCAGGAAGAGACCAAAGAGGACAAGGUGGAUGAAAUGCAGGAGAUGGAGAAGAGCGAAAAGAAGGAGGGAGAAGCAGAAAAGGAGCCUGAUGAGAAAGCAGAGAAUGAAGUCAAGAAGAGGGAGGAGGCGACGGUGGAGGUGAAGGAUCCACAGCAGAAGAGAGUGAUGGAGAAAGUGAGUGAUGAGGCCACACGGCAGUUUGAGCGGGAAAGGUACAAGGAUGAGGAGGAGGAGGAGGAGGAGGAAAAUGGGGAUGAUGAGGAAGAUGAGGAAGAGUACGUCAGAGAGGAUGAAGAGGGGCAGGAGGAGGACGACAAUGAUGAGGGUGAUGCCGAAGAAGACGAAGGGGAGGAGCUGCUGGAGAUUGAGGCAGAGUUGCGCAAAGUCGCUGCAGAGCUUAGGGAACUCCGCAGAGGAUAAGACACACGCUCACACACAAACACACACACACACACACACACACACACACACACACACACACACACACACACACACACACAUACACAUGCACCAGACUGGCAAAACCCUUUGGUGUAUUCACGGUCACACAUUCAGCUCACACAUUUUCCAUUUAACAGCCUUCAGAUCCGUUCAGCACUCAGAGACAUGUCUUCAGACGUGAAUCUGUAAAUGGACAGUAGUAGAAACUGUACAUACUGUUUCAUUUCUGCUUUGAGAUCGCCUGGAAAAAGCUGUCUCUGUUUCCCCCAGUACUCAUCUGAACGUUUCUGAGCACUGAGGAAAAAGAGAUACCAUUUUCUGGAGCAUCUGAAAGCUCGUUGUGUCCAUCACUCGUGUCCCUGUCUCUGUACCUGUAAAAUACUGUUUGUAAGGUAGACAGGUGAUUUUACUUCAGUUGCAAACCGCCAUGGAUGCAGAGCAUUCAGCACUUUCACUCAAAUGUUAAUUCUGACCGCUGAUUGCCAACCACACAAACACCCAUCAUCUUUGAAAUCUGAGUCAUGAAGACUGGCAGUCAGUGCUUCUUUGUCUGAAGGUGUCAUCUUUGAUGGUGUGUUCUCAGUGGGAAAAACAGAUUCCCUACUAUAAGUAAUAUGUGUAUUUCAAUAUAUAUUUUGUGCAAUAAUUGAUAACUAUGUGUAAGCUGUUCCUGCUGUUCUGACUGUUAACUAUAUAUAUAUAUAUAUAUAUGUAUUACUGAUAUUUCUACACAGGAGUAAGUCAUUUUAUUUCCUCCUCAUUUCCUUGAUGAUAAAGUAGAAACAAGGAUUGUGUUUUAUUUGGCUCACGCACUGUUAAAACCAGACUGUUUGUGACGAACCGGGGUGACACGAACAAAACACAGAGGAAACCGACUGUAAUUCUGCGCGUCAGCACAUAAGUCAGAUGUUAAGUUUGUCUUGCGCGUGGUGUUGCGGUGGUGGUGUGGCGACAGGACGUGAUGUGCUUAGAGCUUACAAGGUCUAAAAGUGUCACUUCAGGUUCUCAGCCAGCUUUGCACUCUUAUCUUAUCAAGCCAAGGAGGAGUGGAGGGAUGAGGGAGACACUAAAGCCAUUUUGUUGUCUUUUGGUAACAGCAACACUGACAAUAACACUGAUAAACGCUCAGUAGUGUUACUUCACAGUUUUCAUGGCUGUCCUGUCAUUUGUGUAAAUAUGAGAUAAUGUGGUCUGUAAGCCAAGGUCAUAGGAAAUAUGAAGUAACAGCGCCCCCAAGAGGACACUGGGUAGAAAUGCACAUGGUGCAGGAUGAACAGGGUUACCGCUGGAGGCCCACUUACUGCAAUAACACAAUGUAGACUACAGCACAUAUGAAUGCAAUAACUACUCAAAAAAAUCAUAAUUUCAUGUAUUUUAAUAUGUAAUCAAAG